Uranotaenia lowii is the source of this 1569-nucleotide messenger RNA. RefSeq lists its product as uncharacterized. The transcript is spliced from 4 exons. The record is from RefSeq and is a predicted model, not a curated record. Gene Ontology annotation, molecular function: nucleic acid binding. Bases 1 to 1569 code for a protein of 522 amino acids. Lineage: Eukaryota; Metazoa; Arthropoda; Insecta; Diptera; Culicidae.
AUGGCCACGACACUGGGGCAAGGUGGUCAACUAAAUGCCAAUAGUUCCUGGUUCCAGGGACCAGAAUUUUUAUUAUUACGGGAAGAAGAUUGGCCGCAGCCAAAAUCCAUUCUGCCCACUGAGGAAGAACAAAAACAUUGCUUUGUUCAUCAAGCUGUAGUUAUCCCAGAGUCAAUGAUUGAUACGGACAUGUAUUCCAAAUGGGAACGAAUGAUGAGAACGCUGGCCUACGUUUUCCGAUACGUCGACCUCUUUGAGAAGCGUCAAUUUCGGUUUAAAGGAGUUCGCCUCAAUCAAGCUGAACUACAAUCUCGGUUGAAAGGGGUUCGCUUAAAUCAAGCUGAAUUGCAGAAAGCAGAAAACUACUUGUUCCGGACAGCUCAAUGGUCGGGCUUCCCAGAAGAAGUUUCUACGCUCUUUUAUCAACGUCGAAAGUCGAAUUCGAACCAAGUUCCAAUAAAGAAAGGAAGCAAACUCUACAAGCUUUGUCCUUACAUGGACGAGCACAGCAUCAUGCGUGUCGACGGACGAAUCGGUGCGGCCGUCAAUAGAGGAGACAACGUGAAAUUUCUCGUGAUACUACCCAAGACCCAUCGAGUUACAGUACUACUGAUCGACUUCUACCAUCGUAAAUACAAACACGCAAACUUCGAGACUGUUGUUAACGAACUUCGCCAGAUUGUCUAUAUUCCCCAAGCUCGCUCUCGUGUCGAGCAGGUGAUAAAACGCUGCCAAUACUGUAGAGUGUACAAAACCAGACCACAAGUCCCUUUGGAAGGCCCCCCUACCAACGUCAAAAUAGGCAGAAGCUCGACAAAACGGUGGAUUGCACUCUUCACGUGCCUAACAUUGCACGCUGUACACGUUGAGGUGGUUUUCAGCCUGAGUACGGAGUCCUACAUCAUGGCAAUUCGUCGUUUUAUAGGCCGUCGUGGCUCCCCACUGGAAUUUUAUUCGGAUAAUGGCACCAAUUUCCGAGGAGCUGACAAUGUACUGCAGACACAGGUGCAAAACAUCCAAGAGGGACUGUUUCCAACAUUCACUAACACGGCUACUAAAUGGAUAUUCAUUCCACCAGGUACGCCUCACAUGGGUGGCCUAGGAACGAAUGGUGCGCUCCAUAAAGACGGCUAUGGAAAGCAGUGCAGUGAAGCAGAAGAGAAGGAAGCACUCACUCCCAACCACGUACUUCUUGGAAGUUCCAGCGGUGUGAAACAACCAUCUUUAGAACCACUGGACGAAGUUCUGGUGCUAAAAAACGCUUGGAACCAGGUUCAGCAUCAGGCAGACAUGUUUUGGCGUCGAUGGGUUCGAGAAUAUAUGCCGGAGUUAACACGUCCGACGAAAUGGCUCGCUGAAACUCGACCGGUUCGAGUAGGAGAUCUGGUAAUUAUCGUAGACGAGGCGCGAAGAAACGGUUGGGUACGCGGCAGGGUUAACGAAGUCAUUCCGGGGCAAGAUGGGCGUAUAAGAAAAGCUAUGGUGCAAACUCAAAAGGGGCUCACAAGGCAAUCGGUCUCAAAACUUGUAGUGCUAGACGUGGCUGCAGAUGCAUUUGGCCAGUCCUAA